Molecule: messenger RNA, 1149 nt
Organism: Cryptococcus wingfieldii CBS 7118
Lineage: Eukaryota; Fungi; Basidiomycota; Tremellomycetes; Tremellales; Cryptococcaceae
Exons: 4
Coding region: 1-1149 (382 amino acids)
Source: RefSeq, a predicted model, not a curated record
AUGGCCUCAGCACGCACCCAGCAGCAACCUCCCCUCCCCUCCUCCACCUCCUCCCGUAUCUUCUCCCCCAGAGUCGCAAACAAUGCCGACUCGGACAUCGUCCCCUCUAUCCUUUACGAACCCACACCCAUCUCCCCCGUCGCCUCCUCAUCAUCCAACCUCCCCAGGCCUCCUGUUCGCGGCCGCACCCACUCGCGGACGUAUGAAUGGUACGAGGCCGUGCAGAAGGAGCGAGAAGACCGCAAAAAGUCAAAGGGCUCCAGGUCCUCUGCCUCUUCCUCUUCUGGGUCCGAGCGGGGGAGUGUGAGUGUCAGCCGCGGUGACAGGAGGUCAAGGAGGGUUUCGGAAGACGUCGAUGCGCAGACUAUCAGCGCGCACCACCACCUGCCGGAUGUCCUGGCCGAAGUUGGUAUCUCGCCCGACCCCAUUCUCUACCUGCCGCCUCUCCUCUCACCUCUGCCUGAACACGCGCACGACCAUGCCCCAGAGUACGACGAAGACGAAGACCAUCCUCACCCUCACCCUCACUUUCACUCGCACUCGCACUCUCGUCCAGGCAAGCGAGACGACGCUCUCAUCUCUGUCAAGGAGGUGAACGACAACCGUCAUGGGCUGCAUGAGAAGGGCGAGCAGGUCGACCCUCUUCGAGACUUUACGACUCGUCUACCUCAUAUCGACCCUGCUUCCCUCGCUCUGCACCAGGCUUUACACCAUUUCAAGCCUCUUUCCAACGCUUACGCUUCUCUGCCGUAUGACAAGGCUUUCAAUUGGUCUUCUCUUUCCCUGCCAAAGUCUGCCGAAAGAGAAUGGUACUGCGUGGUCUUCCGUUCCCGCCGCAAGCCCGAGUCUGCCAACCUCUCCCUUUACAAAGCCGACCGCGAAGCGCACGAAGAAGCUGUCCAAAAUGGCGGUCUGAUUCUGUAUUGGUACGGCGUACCCGACUCUACCGGCUUGAACCUCGCCACUUGCAUCUGGCAAUCCCGCCGUCAUGCGAUCAAAGCCAUCUCCGGCCCCAAACACAUGUCCGCCAUGAAACAGACCGAAGGCGCAUACGAAACAUACUCUCUCGAGCGAUGGGUGUUGAGGAAGGAAGUGGGCAAAAGGGGGGUGAGCUUGGAGAAGUGGGAGGGAGGGGAUGUUGGAUGGUAG